Molecule: messenger RNA, 3116 nt
Organism: Phymastichus coffea
Lineage: Eukaryota; Metazoa; Arthropoda; Insecta; Hymenoptera; Eulophidae
Gene: slmo
Product: protein slowmo
Exons: 5
Coding region: 280-975 (231 amino acids)
Biological process (GO): phospholipid transport
Cellular component (GO): mitochondrial intermembrane space
Molecular function (GO): phosphatidic acid transfer activity
Source: RefSeq, a predicted model, not a curated record
GGUUUCAAGGUCAAAAUCAUUGACCCACCACCCACAUUUAAGGUACUUACAGACGAUCACUUUUUGUAGUGGGGUCGAGAGAAAAGUAUUGACGUGGUGGGAGUUAAUAAAAAUUAGCAUUGCAGUAACUGUUCUGAAUAGGUCUUUCUCUUACAUCAGGUCUCUGAUGUUAGGUUGUAGCAGCGCAGUGCACCUAACCUAAUAAAGAAUCAUCUCUCGUAGCUCCCGUCGUCUGCAACUGACAAAUUAUAGUGUUUAUCUGUUUUUUCAAACGUGAAAAUGAAAGUGUGGAUGUCAGAACAUGUAUUCAACCAUUCUUGGGAAACUGUAGCAUCAGCUGCUUGGAGGAAAUAUCCUAAUCCAAUAACUCCAUCAGUGCUAGGGACUGAUGUCAUUGAUAGGAAAGUAGUCAAUGGUAUUUUACACACACAUCGGCUUGUUUCCAGUCAAUGGGGAUUUCCAAGAUGGACAAAACCACUCAUCGGAGACGCGAACAUCUGCUAUGCCAGCGAGAGGAGUGAGGUCGAUCCCAGCAACAGGCUGAUGGUUCUCAAGACCAGAAAUUUGACUUUCUACAAUUACAUCACGGUCGACGAGACGGUCACAUAUACCCCGCAUCCCGAGGACAAAGCCAAGACACUUUUGACCCAGGAGGCGGUCGUAAAGGUCCACGGCGUGCCGCUCACCCAUUAUAUGGAGGAUCUCCUCACAUCCAAGAUUUCCUUCAAUGCCGGCAAGGGUCGACAAGCAAUCGAGUGGGCGAUCGACAAGAUCGACACAGAGAUGAAGGACCUGGCGAACAGCGCCGCCAAGACGACCGACGAGCUGCUGACCUCGACUCGGCGGCAAAUCGACGACCUGACCGAAAUGACGAAGCGCAGCAUGGACGAGAUCCAGAGCGCUGCCAAGAAAUCUUUCGACGAGGUUCACAAUCUCACUUCCUCGCCGUCCUCCUCGUCCAUGCCGAAAUUAUAGCUAUGGUUCCGCACUAGCUUCAAUCUUUUCAAUUAAAGCCCCGCGCGCGCUCGCACCAAUUGGCUCGAGCAAUUGCAACUUUCUCGCUCUCUCCCCGCCCAUCUACAGGGCAGCAAUUUUCUCAGAGCCGAAAUCGUAAGGAUUCGCUGGGAGACGCCGUGUUACGCCGAGUGAAUCUUACGACUGCGCGAAUAGACUACAUGAAAUGAACCCCAUCGGCUCAACCCCUUUUUUCCUCUUUCCGUUACUUUCGGUUCUCGAAAAAUGUGCUUUUUGUUUACUUUUAGAUUUGCGGUCGCGAAUACCGAUUAUCAAAAUUUCAAAUUGCCAAAUCCUUUAUCUUGUGAUCGGCCCUUUUAUGCGGUUCGUAUCACCCAUAAAUUACAUACGUAAUUCAACAAAUAGAAAAUAGUUAAUGAUACGAAAUUAAUUUUCCGACGAGCUGGACAUACUCGUUGGUAAAGCUUUAAUCAAAUUAUAGGCCAAAUUCUUUAGAUAAUUUUAAUGAUGUAUAAAUACUGCAAGCGCGAUUCUAAUACAAGUCAUUUUAUGCGUGGAACAGGCGUCUAAAAAUAUUCAAGCAAAAAAUAAGAGAAUAAACUGUGCUAAUAUAAUUUAGGUGCCUUUUUUGAUAGGUAUUACAAACAGCAAACCAUUUAUAAAUAUUUACUAACUGCUCAAUCUUACGUAGUAUGUAUCAAAAGCCGGUAAAGUCUAAAUAAUUUUGACAAUGGUAUGUAAAAAGUUUCUUUUCAGGCCAUGCGUUAUGUUUUCGAAAGUUGUCGAAUGUCAUCUAGUAUUCACGUCAACUUUAGCUGGAAUUUAUUGAACUCUAAUUGAUAAAACACAAACAUAUGGCACUGAAGUAGCUCAACGGUAACGUAAAUACCAGCUGAAGUAGAUUCAAUUUAACGUAAUAUUUAUAUACGUGUAAUAAAAUACCAAUAGAUUGUAAAGUAAAUAGCCCACGUACUGUUUUUUAUCAGUUGGUCAGAUGUUGUAUUUUUCGAACUAAAGUGAAUUUAUAUAUCAAUGAAUGCGAUAAAAUAAAUUGAUACAGGUGUAGAACAAAACGAUUCGCAUUCAAAGCGGGUGCAAUUAAAUGUAGCAAUAUUUGCUGAAGAGAACGCGCUCGACUGCUAGGCAAUGAGGAGGCUAGCUGGAUUUGCGAUGUUCAGUAAGGCCGAAAUAUAAAACUAUGUAUGAUCACGUUUUUAAUAUUUCACGCAUAGACAUAUAGGCACAACGGCUGAAAGUAUAUGUACAUUUUAGUAAAACAUCUUCAAAUGAGUGAUCGACUAUGUACACUUGUAUUUUUUUUAUAAGCUCCACGAAGGCUGUAUUAUUUUGUUAUAAUUAUUUAAAAGUGAACAAAGUUGAAAUUAGUAUCGAGUACGCGGAUGUUUAUAAUUGUUACAAUAAAGCACGAUAUUCGUGAAUGUAAAAAAGAGCAUUAUAUAUGUUCCUUGAACCAGCACAUCGCACGCAUAUACUGGCGAGCAUCCGAGUAAUUAGCGUGGCGGCUCAAGUGUGCAAUGGUGCGUGCGGAUCGAUUUCUCUCGAAAUUCCGAGCGCGCAAUUGCAAUUUCGAGCGGCAGCGGUGGUCAUUACGGAGUGGCGGCUUUCGAGAGACAAUUUCCUGGUGGUUUGGCAGCGCUCGCAGGCAGGCAACCUCGCUUGCUCGUCCGCGUGUCCAGGUGUUGCGUGAGGUCAAGUGUCUGCGCGCUACAGAGUAGAGAUAAUUGACGAUCGCCGCUUUAAUAUCGUCGCCCCGCCGCUCGAUAGCCUUUGUCCUCUGCCGCCUAAUGGAUGUAAGGCCCUUUUUCAUCGCUCGCUUAUACGAGGUUGAUGAGAAUUCAAUCGGGGAUGCACGUGGACUGCGCGGUUGUAUUGAAACUCGAGUGGAAAGGAACGAUCAAACAUUGCGGACGGCGUGAAACCAAUUGCUUUUUCAAUGGGAAGUUCGGCGGAUUGUUUACUCGAAAGCUCAAAAGGCUUCGUUUUUUCGUGUAUUUGGCGAAAAUCACGCACUCGGUGCGUAUAUUUGUUGUUUUCAUGCAUUUUUGCGGUACGCCAAAAUGUUGUAAACGAUGAUACAUGCUAUUUUUAUUAUUAUCCACACCAUGAAAAGCUAAUAAAAA